This is a messenger RNA of Cladophialophora yegresii CBS 114405, 939 nucleotides long. RefSeq lists its product as uncharacterized. Bases 1 to 939 code for a protein of 312 amino acids. The record is from RefSeq and is a predicted model, not a curated record. NCBI's taxonomy places the organism in Eukaryota, Fungi, Ascomycota, Eurotiomycetes, Chaetothyriales, Herpotrichiellaceae. The transcript has a single exon. Gene Ontology annotation, cellular component: membrane.
AUGCGGCCCAUAAUCGCCGUCCCCAUCACCCUUCUCCUCAUCAUCCGCUCUUACACUCGCCGGUCGCUCACCAUCCCCGGCAUCCUCACCGCAGCCCUCACGGCAACGAUCCACGCCUCGCAUCCAUCGGCCCUCCCAUUCACUCUGCUCUGCGUCUUCUUCCUCCUCGGCACCACCGCCACCAAAGUAAAGCAUGAGGUGAAAGCCAAGCUCACCUUAUCGAGUAGCGGCAGUUCUGGGGGAGAGGGACCACGGACAAGCAUCCAGGUAUUGGCGAAUAGUGGGUGUGCGAGCAUCCUGUGCGCCGUGCAUCUCUGGCUUUACGGGGGCGGCGACGUGCCCGCGUGGGUCAGCGGCGGCAGCAAGAAAGCUAAUAUACCAGAUGUUUUGUUAUUUGGGAUUAUGGCCAAUUAUGCGGCGGUCACGGCGGACACUCUGUCGAGUGAAUUGGGGAUCUUGUCAAAAUCUCAGCCGGUUUUGAUCACGCAUCCGUGGCGGGUUGUUCCAAAGGGGACAAACGGCGGCGUCACGCUGGCAGGAUUGCUUGCAGGCGUGGGUGGUGGUUCUGCCGUUGCGGCGACGAGCAUCUUGUUCCUCACUUCUGCGGGGUCAAACCUGAAUAUCGUCGGGACGUUUCUGGUGCUUACGGCCCUAGGUGCGAUCGGGACUCUCCUCGACUCGCUCUUUGGUGCUGUACUGCAAGCAUCAGUUGUUGACCGCCGUACGGGCAAGAUUAUUGAAGGCGCAGGCGGAGUGCGGGUCCUCGUCAAGUCAAAGUCGAAGCCUCAUACGCAGUCGCAGGAGCAUGCCAGAAAAGACAGUGGUGAAGAGAGCCGGCUUGUCAAUACUGGCGCCGACAUUCUGGACAACAACCAGAUCAACCUACUCAUGGCGUCCAUCGUGAGUAUUACGGGCAUGGCUGUGGGAAAUCUGUUAUAG